Insectozyma verbasci is the source of this 2184-nucleotide messenger RNA. The record is from the annotation of a GenBank genome assembly. NCBI's taxonomy places the organism in Eukaryota, Fungi, Ascomycota, Pichiomycetes, Serinales, Debaryomycetaceae.
AUGACAAGUACUACACCAAUUAGUAAAAUAUUGGACUUUGGAUCAACUACGAGUUUAGAAACAACAAGAAGUAGUUCACAUUUAUCAACAUCAACCAAGAAAAGAAUAAAAUUGAAUAAUGAACAAACCAUAAUUAAUGAAACAAUAUUAAAUCAAGUAAAACAAGAUAAAUUAAUAUUAGAAAGUACAAUUGACUCCAUACUAUCAGGUCAACCAUUACCACAUUCCUAUAGUCAACUAUACAUCUUACUUGAAAGAUUAUGUAAAUUUAAACAUAUUGAACAAUCAAAAUUGGUAGAUAUAAUGUAUGAUAAAAUUGAACAAUCAUACAACUCAAUAAAUUUACCUACCAACAAUAUAGAGUCAUUUCUUAAUGGGUUUGAAGAAUGGUAUGCUAAAUUAACUAAAUUGAGUCAGGUGUUCAUCUACCUAGAUCGGAACUAUUUAUACCCUCACCCCAUCAAAAAGACAAUAUUGGAAUAUGCGAUGAGUUUAAUAAUAGAUGAUCUACUCACUGAUGGAACAGAAUCAUGUACUAAAUUACUAGAUCAACAAUCUGAAUUGAUGCUAGAGUAUAGACAAAAUGGGUAUCAAGGUGAUCUAUGUCGAAAUUUCACAAAGUUACUCGUGAGGUUAAAUCAGGUCGAUGAUAAAUUUGAAUUUCAUAAUAGAUUAUUAGAAGAUACAACGAAACAUUAUGAAGAACUCCGAGACGAUGAAUAUACUAUCCAAUUCACAAUAAAUGCAAUUUAUAAAGAGAUUGAUUUUUGGAAAUUCGUAGGUAAGGAUGGUUCAUUCAUAAAUGAACUCUUUCUUAAAUUACGUUGGUUAUUAAUUUUUUCAAAUUUCAAUGAGUAUUUACAGUACAACAUUGGUGAACUAUUAACAACUCCAAAAUAUUUAAAGAUCUUAUAUGAGUAUUGUAGUCAUACUGAUGAUGAUUUCGGGUAUGAUAGUAUCUCAACGUUGGUUUAUCAAUGGGGAAUGCAUGUACAAUAUGUAUUUCAUUUGAUAAUUGAUGAGACAAAUGAUGUUAUAUCUGAAUUAGUUAGUCAAUAUCAAUCAUUUAAAACAAUUAGUGAUACUUAUUUUAAAGAUAAUGAUAGUUUUGAAUUUGAGAUCCGCAAUGGAUUAAGUAAAAUCAUAAAUAAAGAUACGGAAUAUAACGUAUCUAUAAUUUUACAAUUGUGUAAGUAUUGUGAACUAUAUUUCAAGAAUAAAACUCAAGAUGAUUUUCAAACAUUUAAAAAUAAAGUAUUGCAGAUAUUCAAAGCUAUUAAUAAUAAGAAUGAUUUCUUUAUUGCAUACAAAAAGGAUUUGUUUAAACGAUUACUAAUGAAUAAAAAUUUGAAUUUAAAGGAAGAGGAAGAAUUAGCUAAUCUGUUUAUAUUAUUGACUGGUGAGACUGAAUUGACUAUAAGUUUACAGAUAAUGUUCCAGGACAUUAAAAAGAGUAAAGAAAUGACAUUUGUAAAUGAUUUAGACAUUGAUUUUAAUUCAUUGGUUUUGGAUAGUAGGUAUUGGCCAGAUAUAGCAAAAUCAAAAACUGAUAUUCUCCUACCACCACCAUUCAAAGAUCUUUUAACCAACUUUAAUCAAUAUUAUCAGAGUAUUAGUGAAAGACAUAAUAAUCAAAUUUUAGAUUGGAAUAAUUAUAAAUUACAUCAAGUUGUAAUUGAUGGAAAUUUCAAUAGUGGCAAGAUAGAGAUUAAUUGUAAUUUAUUACAAGCUGCUAUUAUUGUAUUAUUCAAUGAGAAGGAAAGUUAUACAUUUGAGGAAUUGAAAGAGGAGUUAUCAAUAGAUGAGAAAUUAUUAAUUGACAUCCUACAUUCAUUUGAGAAAUAUCCGAUCAUUACCAAGAAUCGUGGUGUUUAUGUAUUUAAUGAAAAGUUUACUGAUCGAUCAAACAAGAUUAAACUCCCCCGAAUUAAAGAAUCCAGAGUAGUUGAGGAUAAGACUAGAAAAUUAAUUGAAAUUAAUCGAUCUGAAGAAUAUAAAGCUUCUAUUGUAAAGAUUAUGAAACAAUCUAAAGAAUUACAUAUGGUUGAGUUGUUGAAUUCAUCUAUUGAAUAUUUACAAGAGAAGAGACCUGUUGAUGUUAAGGAAUUAAAAUUACUGAUCCAACAAUUGAUUGAUACUGAAUAUUUGAAAGUGGAAAAUGAUACAGUUAUAUAUAUUCCGUGA